GGUGCCUUCUGGAGACAUCUGAGCCUGCCGGGCCUCCAGCCAAGACCUUUGGCGGUGACCACGUUUCGGAUAAGCUGUUUCAGGCCCUUCCCGAGGCAGGCCAUGCUCACGCUCACGGCCUCUGACAGCGAGGAGGACGUGUGUGACGAGCGCACCUCCCUGAUGUCCGCCGAGAGCCCCACGGCGCGCUCCUGCCAGCCGGGCCAGCCGGGCCCCGAGGACGGAGACAGCGCCGCCCAGUGGAGAAGCCAGGAGAGCCAGGAGGACCACGAGGAGGACGCUGACCGCUGCGUGUGCCGCGGGGUGCCCGGACGGCCUCCAGGCGUGGAGGAGGAGCUGACCCUCAAGCAUGGGGCCAAGCACGUGAUCAUGCUGUUCCUGCCGGUCACCCUGUGCAUGGUCGUGGUGGUGGCCACCAUCAAGUCCGUGCGCUUCUACACGGAGAAGAAUGGACAGCUUGUCCUGCGGCCGCCCCGUCGCUCUGCUCACAGCCUUCCGCACUGGCGCGGCUCUUCUGUCCGCUGCCCGGGGAGCCCGGCCCCGAGCGUCGCGGCCGCUCCUGUGCUUGCUGGCGGCCGGCCGGAGAGCGCUCCUGGCGUCUCGCGCCCGUGGCCUGUCAGGUGGCCGCCUGGCACCUUCCAGCCCAGUCUCGGAGGGGCCCAGCGGGGAAGGGUUUCGGCUGGGCUGUCGCCCGGGCGUCGCGUGAUGUGGGCGCGCCCCGGGGUCACUGCCUGCCUCUGUGUCCAGUUUAUCCACGGCUGGUUGAUCAUGUCCUCGCUGAUGUUGCUGUUCCUCUUCACCUACAUCUACCUCGGAGAAGUGCUCAAGACCUACAACGUGGCCAUGGACUACCCCACCCUCUUCCUGACCGUCUGGAACUUCGGGGCGGUGGGCAUGGUGUGCAUCCACUGGAAAGGGCCGCUGGUGCUGCAGCAGGCGUACCUCAUCAUGAUCAGCGCGCUCAUGGCCCUGGUGUUCAUCAAGUACCUCCCCGAGUGGUCCGCCUGGGUCAUCCUGGGCGCCAUCUCGGUGUACGAUCUCGUGGCUGUGCUGUGCCCCAAGGGCCCGCUGCGGAUGCUGGUAGAGACUGCUCAGGAGAGGAACGAGCCCAUUUUCCCUGCCCUGAUAUACUCCUCUGCCAUGGUGUGGACAGUGGGCAUGGCCAAGCUGGACCCCUCCUCCCAGGGAGCCCUGCAGCUCCCCUACGACCCAGAGAUGGAAGAAGACUCCUAUGACAGUUUUGGGGAACCUUCGUACCCCGAAGUCUUCGAGCCCCCGCUGCCCGGCUACCCGGGAGAAGAGCUGGAGGAAGAGGAGGAAAGGGGCGUGAAACUGGGCCUCGGAGACUUCAUCUUCUACAGCGUGCUGGUGGGCAAGGCAGCGGCCGCGGGCAGCGGGGACUGGAACACCACGCUGGCCUGCUUCGUGGCCAUCCUCAUCGUGAGUGGGCUGGGCGGCCCGGGCGCAGCCUCCGGGGUUUGCAGCCCCAAGAUGCGGGGAGAUGGGGACGAGGAGCUGCUGAAGGAGGCUGAGGGUGUGGGGAGUCGGGUGCUCAGAGAGGAUUUCAGGGGCCAGCCCCAGCGGCUCCCCCCACCCCCACCCCCGCAGUCGGGGUUCUCUGUGCCCCCUCAGCUGGUGGUGGCAGUGUGCUGUGUCUGCUUGCGUCUCUCGGGGAAGGAGGGGAAGGCAGUGGCAUGUUACGAGCGUGAGCCUCCGGCGGCUUCGGCGGUGGGCAGCCGGGAGUCCGGAGGGGUGAGCCCGUCUGUUGAGGCCUGGGGCAGGCGCGGGCAAGGCGAGUGUGACCGGCCCUUCGCGCCCGACCCCAAGGGUUUUGGGGUGGGUCCUGGGCCCCGUAGGGAACUGCUUCGGGAGUGGACGCUCCCGUGCUCCCUAAACAUGUUUGGGUUCGGAGAAGAGCGCACCCCGAGUCACGCCCUGGCUCUGCCACCGGACACGGGGCCGGACAUUUGGACCGGCUGUUCCUAG
Molecule: messenger RNA, 1986 nt
Organism: Condylura cristata (star-nosed mole)
Lineage: Eukaryota; Metazoa; Chordata; Mammalia; Eulipotyphla; Talpidae
Gene: PSEN2
Product: presenilin 2
Exons: 13
Coding region: 103-1986 (627 amino acids)
Biological process (GO): amyloid-beta metabolic process; intracellular signal transduction; negative regulation of apoptotic process
Cellular component (GO): neuronal cell body; growth cone; nucleus
Molecular function (GO): aspartic endopeptidase activity, intramembrane cleaving
Source: RefSeq, a predicted model, not a curated record